AUGCCCGUGCAGGAAUGGGCCAAGCCGGCUGGCUUUGGAUCCAACCGCGUCGGCGCUGGCGCCCUGGCCACCGUGUCCACCUGGAGCCUGGCCCAGAUCAGGGCCGGUGACGCCCUGGCCGACUACGUCAUCAGCGACCCCGCCGCGACCAGCGGCUUCAGCUGGUGCUCACACACCUUCUCGCACCAGAAUCUGGACAACGCCACCUCCUACGACACAGAGAUGCAGAUGAAGCUGAACCUGGCAAUGGCGGGGCCGGCCUUCCUCGGCCUCAGCACCAAGGCCUCCUGGAGCGGCCGCUCCAUGGUCACCCCCCAGAUCAGUGGCCUGCACAACGGCGACGCUCUCGCCGCCCUGGCUGCCAACGGCAUCACCUGCGUUACUGGCGACAACACCUGGCCCUUCCCGCUGAACGAGAAGCAGCCCUACCACAUGCUCUACACCACGGCAGCGACCAACGGUUUCGACGGCAUCGCCAUCAUGCCCAGGUUUGCGGGGAGGCCUAUUUUUAGCACCUGCCUUGACCUUGUGGUGCAAAACCUCGACCUCUACAACUUCCUCUACUUCAAGGUGUUCAACAGGGACUCCACCUUUGACGAGGUGCUGGCGCGCGAGGCCGUCAGGGUGGUGCGUGAUGGGCUGCUGAAGCUGCGCCAUGACCCCUACAUGAUGCACCAAGCCAACCUCGGUCUCGUCGACUCUUCUGGCUGCUCCCUCGUCAUGCGUUGGGUCGACGCCGUCGUGGCGGAGUUCACCAAGUACACCAAUUGGCCCCUGAGGUCUGCAAAGCUUGACGACCUCAGGGCCCUCUUUGAGGCCCGCGAGGCGCGCGAUGCUUGCAAGCUCUCAUACCAGAUCGAGACCAGCCCCUCCGGCACAGCUACGGCUGUGACAGUCUCCAGCGCUGCGGCAGCGUCCGGCGCCAAGUGCGACGCCCCGUUGAUGCUUGGGGCCGGCGUCAGCGGUGCGGCCGCGAAACAGGUCAUGAUCCCCCUGGUGUCAGGGGGCUCGGCGAGGGUGGAGCUAACAGGACAGCAGUGGAAUGCGUUCACUGUCGUGCGGCCUUGCUCACCGCCAUGCCUCAACGGCGGCGUCUGCAACACGACAGUGGGCGUUUGCGACUGCACCGGCACAAACUUUGCGGGCGCCGACUGCUCCACAGCUGGCCACGUCACUCCAUGGUGA
This is a messenger RNA of Monoraphidium neglectum, 1185 nucleotides long. RefSeq lists its product as hypothetical. The transcript has 8 exons. Gene Ontology annotation, biological process: fungal-type cell wall organization. The coding region runs from base 1 to 1185 and encodes 394 amino acids. Gene Ontology annotation, cellular component: fungal-type cell wall; fungal-type vacuole. The record is from RefSeq and is a predicted model, not a curated record. Gene Ontology annotation, molecular function: structural constituent of cell wall. NCBI's taxonomy places the organism in Eukaryota, Viridiplantae, Chlorophyta, Chlorophyceae, Sphaeropleales, Selenastraceae.